Sardina pilchardus (European sardine) is the source of this 1592-nucleotide messenger RNA. Its product is annotated as MOB-like protein phocein. The record is from RefSeq and is a predicted model, not a curated record. The coding region runs from base 42 to 734 and encodes 230 amino acids. The transcript has 8 exons. Gene Ontology annotation, cellular component: cytoplasm. Lineage: Eukaryota; Metazoa; Chordata; Actinopteri; Clupeiformes; Clupeidae.
AUAACCCUUGGAAUGUGUCAUAUCCGGGACAGUUUGGCGAAAUGGUCAUGGCCGAGGGUACAGUUGUUCUGAGGAGAAAUCGUCCAGGGACCAAGGCGAAGAAUUUUUACAACUGGCCCGAUGAAUCUUUUGAGGAAAUGGACAGCACACUGGCUGUGCAACAGUACAUUCAACAAAAUAUUCGCUCAGACUGCUCAAACAUAGAACACAUUCUGGAGCCUCCAGAAGGACAGGAUGAGGGCGUGUGGAAGUAUGAGCAUCUGAGGCAGUUUUGCCUUGAACUCAAUGGACUUGCUGUCAAACUUCAGGGAGAGUGCCAUCCAGACACAUGUACUCAGAUGACUGCCACAGAGCAAUGGAUAUUCCUCUGUGCCGCUCACAAGACGCCCAAAGAGUGUCCUGCUAUUGACUACACUAGACACACCCUGGAUGGGGCUGCCUGCCUGCUGAACAGUAACAAAUAUUUCCCUAGCAGAGUGAGUAUUAAGGAAUCUUCUGUAGCAAAGUUGGGUUCAGUCUGUCGGCGAAUCUACAGGAUAUUCUCUCAUGCCUACUUCCACCACCGCCAGAUAUUUGAUAAAUAUGAGAAUGAGACGUUCCUGUGCCACAGGUUCACACGCUUCGUGAUGAAGUACAACCUCAUGUCAAAGGACAAUCUGAUCGUGCCCAUCAUGGAGGACGAGGAGGACGCGGAGGCCGGACAGAGCCCUGGCACUGGAGAGAGUGACGCCUGAGGAGCUCGAACAGAUCCUCGAGACGGACGUGACCAAACACACGUCACACACAAGCAGGAAGCACGCAUACGCACAAAUACACUCACACAAACACACACUCACACUGCCAAUGCCAAGUACCUUAGACAUGCUCAUUCACUUGCUGCUGUUCCAUACAUCCAAGAAUAGGUCCUUGAUGUGAGUUUAGAUUACGUCUAUUGUGCCAAAACUAGUGUAGACUGUCACUCCAUCCUGGAUCUUGAAAAGCACACACACAUAUCUUCUGGGUUGGUGGCAUUGCUACACCCACAGCUUUCAUAUGUCCAUGGGCCAAUUGCACUAGCACACCCGCCUAAACCAUCUGACUAUCUCACUGCCUGCCUUCCACCGCAUGCUUACUAACAUACAGGCUGUUGCACUCCUGCCUGGAAUUUGGAUCACGUAGACCUUUAAAUUCUAUAUCUGCCAAAUGAACACUACCAUUACAUGACCUGUGUGCAUGUGGGUGUGUGUGUGAUGAAUUCUUUACCAUGUGGUAAAUGGGACAGUUAUAAUCAGCUGGCUGGUGAGGAGAAACUAAGAAAAAAGAAAGUGUAUGUUAGGUGACACUGUGGGUACUUUGCAGGACAAUGCUGUUCUUUAAAGGGAGAAUUAAAUGCAUUUCUCAGUCUUGAGAGAACACUGUAUUUUUCGCUUAGCCAUGUCAACAUGUUUUUUCAGCUCUAUUUUUCCUUUCCAUCUCCCCAAGGUCAUUUAUUUAACUUAUUGUUUCUAACAGGGAUGAGGAAUAUUGUAUAUUAAUACAGUCCCAGUUUUGUAUUGUCAUAUAACAAAAACAUCAUUGACAUUUAUAUGUGAAAUAAAUUACAGUUACUCAGA